Molecule: messenger RNA, 4909 nt
Organism: Nannospalax galili (Upper Galilee mountains blind mole rat)
Lineage: Eukaryota; Metazoa; Chordata; Mammalia; Rodentia; Spalacidae
Gene: Gpr173
Product: G protein-coupled receptor 173
Exons: 3
Coding region: 801-1922 (373 amino acids)
Biological process (GO): G protein-coupled receptor signaling pathway
Cellular component (GO): plasma membrane
Molecular function (GO): G protein-coupled receptor activity
Source: RefSeq, a predicted model, not a curated record
UCUCACUCCCGGCUUUCCUCCCUCCUCCACCCGUCCCUCGGGCAGGGACUGUGCAAAUCGAGGAGAAGGGGGGACGGACAUGCUACAUAAGGACCCGCUAAGGGGCCCGGACUCCUCACUGAGACCCUAUCCAAGCUAGGUAUUCCCAACGUCUUGGAACCUGGAUUUGUGUGAACUGGGGUGAUUCCCAGGCCAGGAAGGUCCUUCCGGCAGUUCCGGGGUACCUUUGUCUAGCAUCAGGACCCCCCCCCUUGGAUGCUCUGAGCCACCCUUCGCAACCCGGAUCUAAAACCUGGGACACAGCUAUCAGGCCAGCCUCUCUUCCCACCCCUCCCCCUCUUUCUGGCGUCCAUCCCCUCCCCAACACCACCUCUGCUGCUGCCUCUGGCUGUGGACCUGCACCUCUUCGCCAUCCUCGUCGGGCCUGGAGAGUAGGCUACUCGGGCACCCCAAGGCUGUGUGCUGCCCACCUGGUGUUCCCCAACAUCUCCAGCCCUGCCAAGUGCACCCUUCUGGCGCCUGCUUCCCCUGAUGGCAGCGAUUUAGACCAACCCGGCUGUAUCCACGGCAACAGAAGCAGGAGUAUCACUGACUACCAGAUAACUGAGGGUCCCACAAUGUGGCCUGGGCUGAGAUUUAUCCUGGGUGAGACAGCAUGAGCCCCCUUCCUGAAUUCCAAGACAGCCCUGCUGAGAGAACCCAGGUGUAGCCCAGCAGGACAACUGAUGGAGUCCUCCAGGGCCCAUCAAAUACUGGACUGGCUGACCCCCUAGGGUUGGGGGUAGCCCUUGCCCCUCAGUAUGGCCAACACCACUGGACAGCCCGAGGAGGUGAGCGGCGCACUGUCCCUGCCAUCAGCAUCGGCUUAUGUGAAGCUGGUGCUGCUGGGACUGAUCAUGUGUGUGAGCCUGGCAGGCAAUGCCAUCUUGUCCCUGCUGGUGCUCAAGGAGCGUGCCCUGCACAAGGCUCCUUACUACUUUCUGCUGGACCUGUGCCUAGCUGAUGGCAUACGUUCUGCUGUCUGCUUCCCCUUUGUACUGGCUUCUGUGCGCCAUGGCUCCUCGUGGACCUUCAGUGCACUCAGCUGUAAGAUUGUGGCCUUUAUGGCUGUGCUCUUUUGCUUCCAUGCGGCCUUCAUGCUGUUCUGCAUCAGCGUCACCCGCUACAUGGCCAUCGCCCACCACCGCUUCUAUGCCAAGCGCAUGACACUCUGGACAUGCGCAGCUGUCAUCUGCAUGGCCUGGACAUUGUCUGUGGCCAUGGCCUUCCCACCAGUUUUUGACGUGGGCACCUACAAGUUUAUCCGAGAGGAGGACCAGUGCAUCUUUGAGCAUCGCUACUUCAAAGCCAAUGACACACUGGGCUUCAUGCUUAUGUUGGCCGUGCUCAUGGCAGCCACACAUGCCGUCUAUGGCAAGCUGCUCCUCUUCGAGUAUCGUCACCGCAAGAUGAAGCCAGUGCAGAUGGUGCCAGCCAUCAGCCAAAACUGGACAUUCCAUGGUCCUGGGGCCACAGGCCAGGCUGCUGCCAACUGGAUCGCCGGCUUUGGCCGUGGGCCCAUGCCACCAACCCUGCUGGGUAUCCGGCAGAAUGGGCAUGCAGCCAGUAGGCGGCUGCUGGGCAUGGACGAGGUCAAGGGUGAAAAGCAGCUGGGCCGAAUGUUCUACGCAAUUACACUGCUCUUCCUGCUCCUCUGGUCACCCUACAUCGUAGCCUGCUACUGGCGAGUGUUUGUGAAAGCCUGCGCUGUGCCCCACCGCUACCUGGCCACUGCUGUUUGGAUGAGCUUCGCCCAGGCUGCCGUCAACCCGAUCGUCUGCUUCCUGCUUAACAAGGACCUCAAGAAGUGCCUGAGGACUCAUGCCCCCUGCUGGGGCACAGGGGAUGCCCCAGCUCCCAGAGAACCCUACUGUGUCAUGUGAAGCAAGCCAGUAGGUGACAGGCAGGGAAAAAGUUAUGGCCACCAUGGUGGGGCCAACAGCAAGGGAAGGGCAGGGCCUCAGACAGAAGCCUUCUUUUCUGAGCUUCAGCCCCAGACCCUCAAACCAUCCAUAAUUGAGGCAUUUUGCCAACACCUCCCUAGGGUGGGAAACUGGGUGAGGAACCGAGAAAGAGGCAUUUCUAGUUUUGUGGGACCUGUCUCCACAGCCUCCUUCUCCACUUCUACAAUCUCAUAUUCCCAUUCUCUCCCUGGUUCCCUUUCCCUCACCGCUCUCCCAUCUUUCUCAAGUGACCAUUCAGUAAAACAAAACAAAACUAAAAAUGCAGGGUUUUCUAUAAAUACUAAGAGCUGUGGAAACAGGCUUUCUUGCUUAAAUGUCUCUCCUUCUGACAUCGUCCAGAAGGGGGGAAAUGUGUCCUGUAAAAUAGAUUUCCAGAGAUCUUAUUGCUCUCUGUGCUCCCAUUCAUUCUUCCCUUCCAAGUCCUUUAGCAAGUCUUGGAUGUUUAGGAAAAAUUGAUCCACAGCUUCAGACAAGAGGGACCAAAUGGGCUGUUGGGUUCCUGGGGAGCAAGAAUGUUUAAAUUGCUAUAUUGUGUGUAGUGUUGCUUUUGGCUAACCUUGAUCCCAAGCCCAGUAUCCUAUCCAUCCCUGCCAUGUCCAGACCUCAGAAGUGCUUCUUGAAACUCUGUUUUAGAAGCCAAGAGCAUAGGGAGAAGGGCUUCAGGAUGGGCCAAGGCUAGGUGGGAUGAUGAGCUUCUCAACCAGCAGAGACCAAACUCAGCUAUGUUCUCUCAAGCAUCCUCCUGGAUCCCCAGCUCCUGAACUCUCCUUCCUAGGGAUAUACAUCCACUCCAGCCCUCGCUAGGGAUGAUAUGGUGUAUGCAGAAAGAGACAGCCCCCCAUAGAAGUAUAGGGAGGGAGUUGAACUCCCCAGAAUCCCUGGACCCUUGAGCCCAGGGUCAGAGCUAAAUUCAACCCCAGAAUUGCCUCUUAGGUUUACACUACUCUUCUGAAAAUAAAAAUUAAAAAAAAUUGGCCUGGGGGGUGGUAACUAAUAGCGAUACAAACUCCAAGGCACUGUGGACUUGUGUCCAUUCCUGCCUGACCUCCUUUUGUCCCUUUCAAGCCUCACAGACCUCUAGCCCCUUCUUAGCUGCUCUUGGUCUUCUGAGCCCCAAACAUCCUUCUUCCCAGGAGUUCUUCCUCUCCGCACCCUUACCUAUACCCAAAGUGGAGCAGACUGUAUCCAGGUUCUCCAGAUGGAAGAUCCCAAGCCUCCUUUUCAUGGAGAGAGUCCACUCUAGGCUUACUUCGAGACCAGUUCUAUGGACUGGUGAGCCAAGCUGUCACUCUUUACCUGAGCUUGCCUAGGCUCUCUGUCCCCCUCUUACUUCCUGCAGGGGCAGUUAUUGAUCUGUAUUUAUCCAUCCCUUUUCCUUUCUUAUAAGCUCCUGUCCUAAAAUCCCUCUCUACCCCAAGAUAACCCCUGAACAGAAGAAGCCUUGACUCAAAAGGAAUGAGGGGAGCACUCUAGGUAGGAGACUUAUCAAUGAGCCUGGCUGUGGAGUGGCCCUGGAAAGGCAGAUCAGAGUGACUGAAAGGCUGGGAGUGUGUGUAGGGAAUGUGGGGCCAUUUUCUCAGUGAUGGUGAUAGGGGUGCCUUUCUGAUGGGUGGGGUGGAAAGACCAAGGGGGUGGGGGCAAAUAUAGUAGACUCAGGAGGGUUUUCCUCCAUUUCUUUUUUCUAACUGCCUGGAUUCAUCAUUGGAUUUUGUAAAGGGAAAAACUGAAAUGAACAAUGUUAUAUUGGAUUUUUUUCCUCCCUCUCUCUCUCUCUCCUCUUCUCUCUCUCUCUCUCUCUCUCUCUCUCUCUCUCUCUCUCUCUCUCUCUCUCUCCCCUCUCCCUCUCCUGUGUGUCGUCUUUGUGCCCUAUCUGUAUAUGAUUACAUGUGGGGAGGUAUGGUUGAGUGAGACAAUGUGUGUCUGUGUGACUUUGUGUGGGUAGGAACCCCUGAGGAAAACUUGCCUGGUACAUAUAUGUGAGCAGAUGCCUGUAUGUGGAGAAAUAACCACACACACACACACACACACACACACACACACACACACGCACACACGAGGAGAGGAGACAAAACCUAGUAUGUGCCUGCAGCAGGAAGUAGAGUGCUUGGGAGGUGGAACCUGAAAAUUCUACAUAUGUAUGUGUCAAGAAGGUCAACUCCCAUUUCAUAAGAUUGUCCUCCCCUUGGCCCAGCUUCUGAGCACCAGGUGAGGAGGGAAAGAUACUUGAGAACCUUAUCUCCUCCCAAAGUCUGGAAAUUCAGUCCCCUCCUCAAAACUCAAACAUGGUAUUUCUGAAAUUGGACCACCAUGGAAAAUUGGAACUAGGAAUUGGGAGUCAACCAUGGGGGCCAUGUGGUUAAGAAGUGGCCUCCUGUAACAUAAUAGCUUUUGAAGGAACUGCUCAGUCUGAGCUGGGAGUCCUUCUUAAUGUAUACAUCUGGGACUUUGUUCAGCUUCGAUUAAAUUUAGGAGAUAUUUCAUGGAGAAAAGGCCCAAAUCUGGGGCACUCUCUGGGCACUCAAUUAAUUGACUUUAUUUACUUACUCCUUCAGGUGCACAGAAUUGAGCUGACCACAUUCCUCAGUUCUUGGCACGCUAUAUCAUCAUUGGUCCAUGCAAGGUUCUUUUAUUAUUUUGAUUUGUCCCCUUCAUCACCCAUCCCUGAUCCCAUCCUUCCCCACCCCACAUAGGCACCCACUCUUGUGUAUUUAAUGUAUGUCCUUUCAAACCACCGUUCAUGUGUUUAUUUACUUAAGUGUAUCUGUGGGAAAUAUGGUAUUGGUGUAUUUUAAUUUACAUAAACAGUAUUGUACUAUAAAUCUUGUUCUGUUUCUUUUUUCACUCAACAUUCUGUUUUUGAGAGAUCCAGCCAUGUUGCUAUACAUAGAUCAAAUUCAUUCUAGUGG